AAUAAGUCGCCAGUUCCGCGUCAUUUUCAGCUCUGCUAUAUAAAGCAAAUCUUUUGGGAGCUGCCUUUCAUUUUCGAUCCACAGUUUCGUAGAUUGCGCUUCUUUGAUAAGUUUUGGUGGUGACGUCAUCCCCCUUUACGCACAGACUUGUUGAACGUUUGCUGAAUAUUGCUCCAGACAUUACAAACUAAUAAUGUCUACAAUAGCCAGCUACUUCAUAAUGACCUUUGUUUUACUUGGGACACUACACUGCCUGGCAGCCAACGAAGUGGAAUUCUUAGAAGCAGCGGAGUUGGAGCCUUUCGAAGACAAAGAACUCCUCCUCUCCGACUUGGACAGAAGAGGCUUCGCAGAUAAAAGAGGCUUCGCUGAUAAACGGGGCUUUGCUGACAAGAGGGGCUUCGCAGACAAAAGGGGAUUUGCAGACAAACGAGGGUUCGCAGACAAGAGGGGCUUCGCCGACAAGCGCGGGUACGGAGACUUCCGUGAGAUCAACCCACUUCUGUGGAAAUACAUGAGGCACAGCCAACACCAGCCGCUGGCCAUUGGUCAAAACUCUUUUAAACGUCUUUUGGCCCAACAAGGGAUUUUGGAUAAUUAAUUUUGUUAGGUGCAUAUUGUUUUCAGGAAAACGUUAAUUAAAAAUAUCUUACUAAUUGACAAUUAGAAACCAUGAUUUGUGUUUGUUAUUAAAAGCGUAUUGAAUAAAUUAUACACAUA
This is a messenger RNA of Biomphalaria glabrata, 720 nucleotides long. RefSeq lists its product as uncharacterized. The transcript has 2 exons. Lineage: Eukaryota; Metazoa; Mollusca; Gastropoda; Planorbidae. The record is from RefSeq and is a predicted model, not a curated record. The coding region runs from base 194 to 601 and encodes 135 amino acids.